AUGAAAUCAGCACGAAGAAACAUCAAAACUUUAUAUGAGGAUUUAAAUAAUCCUAUAAGAUCUAGAGAUAGGAAUCCUUUGCCACCUCCUCCAAAAUCUGCGCGAACAAUUAGUACAACUUCUCGUACAGCAAGGCCUUCAUUUAAUCCAAAAAACUUUCAUCAAGUCGAAAAUUCAACUGUGAGUGUCGAGAAUGUUAUAAUUACUUCUAGAAAAGAUAAAGAGGACCAAGUUCAAGCAUUUAUUGAUGAAUUUCAUCCACCUCCGAUUCAAAUUUUACAAAAAAUUGCACAAGUUAGUAAAAAUCAUAAGAGCGUACUUUUAAAAAUAAUUAACGAGUUAAAACAAUACAAAGAAGAGAACCUUCAUGAACCCGUUGCUGAUUUAUCAAACGAUGCUAUAACAAAAAUUACUUCUUUACGCUUAAAAACAAUUGACAUGGAUAGAGAAAUAGAUGAAAGUCGAAAUUUAAAUACAAUACUUUAUGAAGAAUUGGAAGAUGCAAAAAAGAAAUUAGAAAAAGCUCAACAAGAAUACAAUAGGAUUAAAACUGUCUAUGAUGCUUCAUCAUUUACUAUAUAUGACUCUACUCGAAAUGAAAAAGAAAUACAAAAAGAACUUGAUGCGCUUCCGAAAAAGCCAAGUCAAAAAGAAACAAUGAAAUAUAAUGCAUUAUGGGGUGAAAAUAAACAUUUAAAGUCGGAAAUUCAAAAAACUCUGGACAAAUUAGGAGAAGAACGUCAAUAUCAACUAUCUGUCAUUGCAAAGAGAGCAAUCAAAGAAAUACAAUUAGAAGAUGAAAAUAAUGAGAAAAGUUAA
Molecule: messenger RNA, 819 nt
Organism: Trichomonas vaginalis G3
Lineage: Eukaryota; Parabasalia; Trichomonadida; Trichomonadidae
Exons: 1
Coding region: 1-819 (272 amino acids)
Source: RefSeq, a predicted model, not a curated record